This is a messenger RNA of Solanum dulcamara, 3764 nucleotides long. Its product is annotated as TMV resistance protein N-like. The record is from RefSeq and is a predicted model, not a curated record. Gene Ontology annotation, molecular function: ADP binding; protein binding. Gene Ontology annotation, biological process: signal transduction; defense response. NCBI's taxonomy places the organism in Eukaryota, Viridiplantae, Streptophyta, Magnoliopsida, Solanales, Solanaceae. Bases 30 to 3428 code for a protein of 1132 amino acids. The transcript is spliced from 4 exons.
CACAAUUUUUUAACAGCUUAACUGAAGUCAUGGAAUCAAUUUCUUCUUCUGUGAGUAAUUCACACUACUGUCCUCAAUGGAAGUACGAUGUCUUCUUAAGUUUUAGAGGUGAAGAUACUCGUGAAACAUUUAUGGGUUACUUAUACGAACGUUUAACAAGGAGGGGAAUAAUCACCUUUCAAGAUAAUAAAAGGCUAGAGCAUGGUGAUUCGAUCCCAGAAGAACUCUCGAAAGCUAUCAAAGACUCUCAAGUUGUCCUUGUCAUUUUCUCAAAGAAUUAUGCUACAUCAAGGUGGUGCUUGGAUGAACUAGUGAACAUCAUGGAAUGCGCGAAAGAUGAAAAUGACCAAAAAACAAUCAUACCGGUAUUCUAUGGUGUGGAUGUAACAGAUGUUCGAAACCAAAGUAAGAGCUUUGGAGAAGCAUUUGCCAAACAUGAAUUGAAGUAUAAGGAUGAUGGUGAGGCAGGGAUACAGAAGGUGCAAAGAUGGAGGACUGCCCUAACUGCUGCCGCAAAUCUAAAAGGAUAUGUAUUCCCCAACGGGGUUGAAUCAGACUGUAUUGAGCGUAUUGUUGAUGUCAUUUCGUCCAAAUGCAAGACUUCAGUAUCUUAUUCGCACAAAGUUGUGGGAAUAGAUACUCAAUUAGAGAAAGUAGAAUCCCUACUAGAGAUGGGAAUUGAUGAUGUUAGGAUUGUGUGGAUUUGGGGAAUGGGGGGAAUUGGUAAAACAACAAUAGCAAAUGCUAUUUAUAAUAAACUCUCGUCCAGCAAAUUUAAAGAUGCAUGUUUGCUUGAGGAUAUCAAAGAAAAAAAACAUAAAAUGUACUCUCUGCAAAAUAUCCUUCUCUCUAAACUGUUAGGUGAAAAAGAAAAUUGCGUGAAUAAUAAGGAGGAGGGGAGGAGCCUGAUAGCUCGUAGACUUCGGUUUAAGAAGGUUUUAGUGGUGCUUGAUGACAUAGAUCACAGAGACCAGUUGGAUUACCUAGCAGGGGAUCUUCAUUGGUUUGGCAAGGGCAGUAGGAUUAUUGCAACUACUAGAGAUAAGCGUUUGAUAGGGAAUAAUGUACUACAUGAAGUGGAAACACUGAUUGACGGUGAUGCUAUUAAAUUGUUCAAUCAAUACGCUUUCAUGGAAAAAGUUCCAGAUGUGUGUUUUAAUAACCUAACGUUGGAGAUAGUUAGUCAUGCUAAAGGCCAUCCUUUAGCCCUGAAAGUGUGGGGUUCUUUAUUACACGGGAAGGGUAUGAUUGUGUGGAGAAGUGCUCUAGACCGAAUAAGGGAAAACUCUGGUUCAGAAAUUAUUGAAAACCUCAAAAUAAGUUAUGAUGGACUGGAGCCAAAUGAGAAAGAGAUAUUUCUAGAUAUUGCAUGUUUCUUCCGAGGAAAAGAAAAGAAACAAGUCAUGCAAAUCCUUGAGAGUUGUGAUUUUCCAGCUGAAUAUGGAUUGAACGUCCUAAUCGACAAAUCUCUUGUGUUCAUUUCCGAUCAUAAUAAGAUUCAAAUGCAUGACUUAAUACAAGAUAUGGGUCAAUAUAUAGUGAAAAUGCAAAAGCAUCCAGGCGAACGUAGCAGACUAUGGAAAACUGAAGAUGUCAAAGAAGUGAUGGUUGACAAUAUGGGGACUAUGGCAGUGGAAGGGAUCUGGUUUACUUUUAUUCAAAAGCUAUGCUUUAGCAAAGAGGCAAUGAAAAAUAUGAAAAGACUUAGGAUAUUAUACAUAUGUAGCUUCCUCUAUCCGAUUGAUCGAGAAGAUGUUCUCUACGACUCCAAUUGCCAUGAUGGCUCCAUUGAGUACCUGCCCAACAACUUGUGUUGGUUUGUCUGGCAUGAAUUUCCUUGGAAGUCAUUGCCAGAAAAUUUUGAACCCCAGAGGCUUGUUCAUCUUGAACUCCAGGGGAGUUCGUUGCACGAUUUAUGGACCGAAAGAAAGGUGUUUUUGCCAUCUCUACGAAAGCUAGAUCUCAGCUACUCCAAAAGCUUGAUACGAACACCAGAUUUCACGGGGAUGCCAAAUUUGGAGUAUUUGAAUCUGAGGGGAUGUACGAGUCUUAAAGAGGUUCACCAUUCCUUGGGAUGUUCCAGAAAACUCAUCCAGUUAGAUUUGUAUCAUUGUGAAAGACUUGAGAGGUUUCCGCGUGUUAAUGUGGAAUCUCUUAAAUCUCUGGAUCUACUAGGUUGCUCUAGUUUAGAGAAAUUUCCAGAAAUCCUCGGAAAAAUGAAGCUGGAGUUAGAGAUUCACAUGCGAUUUACAUGGAUAAGGGAACUUCCAUCUUCUGUUAUUCAGCACCAAGCUCGUCUUAGAGUGCUAGAUUUGAGUGAUAUGAAAAAACUUGUAGCUCUUCCGAGCAGUGUUUGCAAGUUGAAAAGUUUGGUGAAGCUAGAUGUGUCCUACUGCUCAAAACUUGAAAGCUUGCCAGAAGAGAUACGUGAUUUAGAAAACUUGGAGGAGCUUCAUGCCAGACAUACUCUAAUUUCACGACCUCCCUCUUCCAUCGUCUGCUUGAACAAGCUUAAAUUCUUGACUUUUGCAAAACAAGAAUCAGAAGAUGGAGUGUACUUUGUGUUCCCUCAGGUGAAUGGAGGGUUACACUCAUUUGAAAUUCUGAAUCUCGGUUGCUGCAAUCUAAUAGAUGGAGGACUUCCGGAAGACAUAGGAUGCUUACACUCUUUGAAAAGGUUGUAUCUCAGUAGAAAUAACUUCCAUCAUUUGCCUCGAAGCAUAGCCCAGCUUGUUGCUCUUCGAUCCUUGAACUUAUCACAUUGCAAGAAGCUUAAACAGCUGCCAGAAUUUCCAGAGCAAUUAGAUACAAUAUAUGCAGAUUGGAGCAAGCAUUCGAUCUGUAAUUCGUUGUUUCAGAAUAUCUCAUUAUUGCAGCAUGACAUCUCUACUUCAGAUUCCUUGUCACUAAGAUUGUUUACCAGUAGGACACUGACAAUUCCAACUUGGUUCCACAGUCGGAGAACUGGUAAAAUUGGAUUAGUCAAUUUGCCUGAAAAUUGGUAUGUACCUGAUAACUUCUUGGGAUUUGCUGUAUGUUACACUGGCAGGUUAAUGUACGUGACAAUGACAACUCACUUGAUUCCCUUAUGUUAUGAUUCGAAAUUAUGGAUGACCUUGAAACUGGACUUACUCGAGCCUGACAGUAAUUGUCUUGUACGUAAAUACUCACCUGAUUCCGUUAUUCAUUUUUUCUUUGUACCUUUUGCUGGCUUAUGGAAUACAUCAAAGGCGAAUGGAAAAACACCAAAUGACUAUGGGCGUAUUAUGUUAUCUUUCUCUGGAGAUGUGGAGUAUGGAUUUCGUUUGUUGUAUAAAGAUGUUUGUAUUGGGACAAGGAGGAGCAGAUAUGAUAGUAGUAAACACCCCGACUCUGUCACCAAUGAAGCCAGUUGCUCCUCUUCUAAGAAACAAAGGUCACAUUUCUAAUAUUCUGAAACUUUUCAUUGAUGGAAGAUGUACAUAUCAACAAUUAGUUUUGUCUAUUCCUUCUCCAUCUUGUCUCUGUUUGUGCUGAGCCACGAUUUACUGCGGUGAGUUGAAGGAUGUAAACAAGCAUAAAUUUUUGAUGUUCAAGUUAGAAACAUGUCAAUGAAAUCCCCAUGGUUGUAACUUGUAGUGGUCAGUUUUGGGUUGACGAUUGACAAAUGAUUAACGUGCUUUGACAGCUCGUGGUGGAUUUACUCUCUAAUGAAUUCACUCUGUUAUUACUUCCUUUUUUUUUUGUAUGUUGAAUGAGAGAGAAGGCUUUCAACAUGAAUUGGU